Coniophora puteana RWD-64-598 SS2 is the source of this 1227-nucleotide messenger RNA. RefSeq lists its product as uncharacterized. The record is from RefSeq and is a predicted model, not a curated record. The transcript has 9 exons. The coding region runs from base 1 to 1227 and encodes 408 amino acids. Gene Ontology annotation, biological process: protein phosphorylation. NCBI's taxonomy places the organism in Eukaryota, Fungi, Basidiomycota, Agaricomycetes, Boletales, Coniophoraceae. Gene Ontology annotation, molecular function: protein serine/threonine kinase activity; ATP binding.
AUGUCUAGCUCAAACGAUUAUGGGAUUUCUGUCCUUCAUCAAUGGUUUUUACACACACCAGCAAAGGCUAGUGGACCACAUGUCAAAUCUAACACCAAGGUUUCUAUCAUCCUUAUUAUGAUAUAUGAGGAAUUUUUGAACAUCGUCAAGUGGAAAAAACAGGCAAAGGAAGAGCCGCUGCUGGCAUCAACUUCAGACCAGGCCUUUAACACUUUGUUUUUGGUGCUGAAUGACAGAGUUGGCAAGAAGAAAAAAAGGCCAGCUAAUAUUGGAGACUCAGAAGAUUUUCCUUCAGGUGCUAAACUAUUUCAUUCUGAAACAAGCUAUAGGGUAGUUCCCUCCCAGCACAUUUUUGCAAAACCUAGCAAAGCUCCACCUACUGCUCUAGUAUCAAAAAAGACUGUUUCCAAGUCUACUUCAGAGCACCUAGGUGUCCAAGGUUCAGUUGCAGCAUCUAUUCAGAAUGGUGCUUGCUCUUGGCAAGCUGCAUCAAAAUCCCAUGAACUUUUGGAAACCACUUAUCCUGUAAACUCUCGGCCUGCUAGCAGUUCUGCUGGUGUGGCAGAGCCUGAUACCAAGCAGGCUGUAACACAGUGCUCUUUCCAAAUUCCUGAUCCUAACAAGGAUGCCCUUGUUUUAGCUUGCAAUCUAGUGGCAAAGCGGGCUUUCCAUAGGGAGUGUAUAGGAAAUGGCGGCUUCAAGUUACAUUGCCUAGCUCUGAAAGAUAAUCUCGAAGCCCUUGCUCAAGAGGUGAACUGUUUAUACUGGGCCAAUGGACUCAUGGACUUGGCUUAUGGUUUUAUCAAUGACAGUUUGCAGAAGCCUGGUGUUUAUCUCAGGGGCCCACUUCCUUGUUUACGCAUGGUUCAUGCUGCUCUAGCUAUGCCUCAGGGAGAGACAAAAGAGGCAUACUUGCUGGAGGAGCACAUAGAUGAUCCUUUUGUAAAUCUUUCUGCUGUGCAACACAUCCAAUAUAACUGCACAGGGGGGCAGGCCAUACUGACAGACUUUCAAGGCAGUGGUGAUCUCCUGCCAGAUCCUCAGGUUUUAACUGCCCAUGAGUUAUUUGGGCUGCCUUAUGCUGCUGUGAUUUCCAUCAGUGCAAUGUCUACUGCUGAAGGUUUUGGCUUGAGCCGCUUGUGCAAAAGCCAUCUAGAAAAACUGUUUUUGGCAUCCUCUAGCCAGUCAUUUGCAAUGGGUCCUAACUCAAACAUAUGGGCAUUUUGA